AUGCGGCUCUCUUGCGCCUCCUGGCUCUUACUGGGGAGCUUUAUUCCUGCCUUAUCAGCUGUCCCAUCCCCCACCCCGCUCUCCACGGAAUCAAUUGAUCCCAAACACUUCGUCUCUGAGCACGCCUCCAACAAGGAGAGACGACGAGCUGUCAAGGAAGCGUUCAAUUUCUCGUGGAGGAAUUAUGCCAAGUAUGCAAUGCCCCAUGACUCGCUUCGUCCAUUGGAUAAGUCUUAUGAAGAUGAUCGCAAUGGAUGGGGCGUCACGGCUGUUGAUGCGUUGAGUACGGCCAUUAUCAUGCACGAAAAAGAGACGGUGAAUGAGAUUCUUGAGUUUAUUAAGACAAUUGACUUUACUACGACGGCCAAGGAGAAUGAGUUGAUUUCACUCUUUGAAUCGACAAUCCGCUACAUUGGAGGCCUUAUCUCAGCUUACGAUCUUCUCAACGGCCCCUAUAAAUCCCUCGCCUCAUCAAACCCAUCUUCCAUCAAAAUCCUUCUAGACCAAGCUGAGUCUCUCGCAAAGUCACUCAGCGUCGCAUUCACAACCCCGACCGGUGUCCCCGACGGCAUCGUCGUCUUCAACCCAACAUACCGCAAGGGUGGCUACACGACCAACUCCAUCGCCGGCACGGGCACCCUCGUCCUUGAGUGGACGCGUCUCAGCGACCUGCUCAGCGAGGGCACCUACGCGAACCUCACCCAGCACGCAGAAAAAUACCUGCUGAAUCCCAAACCUGAGAGUGGUGAGCCGUUUCCGGGGCUUGUGGGUACCCAGGUUAGUCUCGAGACGGGAGAUUUUGUCGAUUCUCGCGGCGGAUGGGGCGCGAGCUCUGAUUCCUUCUAUGAGUACCUGAUCAAGAUGUACGUGUACGAUCCCGUCGCGUUUGAAGAAUACAAGGAUCGUUGGGUACUUGCCGCGGACUCAAGCAUCAAGUAUCUCGCCUCUCAUCCCUCCACCCGCGAGGACUUGACCUUCCUAUCCAAGUUCUCCAACCGAACAACGGACCCCACCUCUGGCCACCUUGAUUGCUUCUCCGGCGCCAACUUCAUCCUCGGCGGUCUGGUUCUCGAGAACAAAAGGUACACAGACUUUGGCCUAAAGCUGGCAGAGUCGUGUUACCAUACUUACGCCUCAACACCCACCGGCAUCGGCCCCGAAGCCUUUCGCUGGAUCGACGCUGCGGCGUCCUCCUCGCAAGUACCCGCCCAGUACGAAGCCUUCUACUUAAAAUCCGGAUUCUGGCCCACUUCAAGCGUGUACAUCCUCCGUCCCGAGACAUUGGAAAGCGUGUACUACGCCUACCGCGCGACGCGGGACACAAAGUGGCAGGACCGUGCGUGGGAUGCGUUUCUGGCGUUGAAUGAGAGCUGUCGAGUAGAGGGCGGGUUUGCGGGAUUGAGGGAUGUUAUGAAUGCGACUAGGGGGUAUACGACUAAGAUGGAGAGUUUUUGGUUAGCCGAGACCUUGAAGUACUUGUAUUUGACCUUCUUGGGCGAUGACGGGGAGGAGGUGCAUGUUGAUGGGAAGGGGAUGAGGUUUGUGUUUAAUACGGAGGCGCAUCCUUUGCAGGUUCGGAAUUUCGGGAGGAAGUAG
Molecule: messenger RNA, 1596 nt
Organism: Fusarium falciforme
Lineage: Eukaryota; Fungi; Ascomycota; Sordariomycetes; Hypocreales; Nectriaceae
Product: Alpha-1,2-Mannosidase
Exons: 3
Coding region: 1-1596 (531 amino acids)
Biological process (GO): N-glycan processing; carbohydrate metabolic process
Cellular component (GO): endoplasmic reticulum; Golgi membrane
Molecular function (GO): mannosyl-oligosaccharide 1,2-alpha-mannosidase activity; calcium ion binding
Source: RefSeq, a predicted model, not a curated record